Messenger RNA from Diaporthe citri, 1233 nucleotides. RefSeq lists its product as uncharacterized. Gene Ontology annotation, molecular function: oxidoreductase activity. The record is from RefSeq and is a predicted model, not a curated record. The transcript has 4 exons. The coding region runs from base 1 to 1233 and encodes 410 amino acids. NCBI's taxonomy places the organism in Eukaryota, Fungi, Ascomycota, Sordariomycetes, Diaporthales, Diaporthaceae.
AUGCUGUCCCGGAGUCUCGCCCUUCUUUUCUUGCAGGCUUCCCCAGUGGUGCUCACCCGUUCAGAGCCUUUUGGCCUGUCCAGCGACACAGCCAAUCAUGAUACCUACAAUCAACUGCAGGAUCUUUUCGACACAGCUCGAUCAACCGCAGUAGAUACUCUUCAAAAGAGAAAUGGAAGCUGUACUGAGGCCAACGUCGAGAUUCGUAGGGAGUGGGAUUCUUUCGACAGAGAUGAGAAAAAGGACUACAUUAGGGCGGUCAGGUGUCUGCAGUCUACACCUGCCCUUGCUCCCUCGGAACUUGGAUCCGGCAUCAAGACAAGAUUCGACGAUUUUGUUGCCACCCACAUGAACCAGACUCUCACCAUCCACUAUACCGGCACAUUCCUAUCAUGGCACCGGUAUUACAUUUAUCUGUUUGAGGAAGCAUUGAGGGAUGAGUGUGGAUAUCAGGGGAACCUGCCGUACUGGAACUGGCCCAAGACCGCCAUCACGGGGCUACACGCCUCGCCGGUAUUCGACGGCAGUGACACAUCCAUGUCCGGAGACGGCUACUUCAUCGCCAACAAAUCCUCCGUGAACGUCGCGGGAGGCGGCCUCGAUCCGUUCUGGGUCCCGGCGGGCACCGGCGGCGGCUGCGUGAAGUCGGGCCCCUUCGCCAACUACACGGUGAACCUGGGCCCGGUAUCUGUCUCCCUGCCCGGCGGCGUGUCCGAAGUGAAUCCGCACAACGACACGGGCAUCUUCUCCUGGAACCCGCGCUGCCUCAAGCGCGACCUGACCGACUACAUCAACCAGAACUUCGCCAACGCGAGCAGCGUGCUGAGCGUCGUCCAGAACUACACCGACAUUGCUACCUUCCAGCUUCUCUUCCAGGGCUGGCCGGACGCGCUCGUGGCCGGCGGGACCACGUUGGGUGUGCACGGUGGAGGUCACUUUUCUUUGGGUGGAGAUCCAGGCCGCGAUUUAUACGUCUCGCCCGGAGACCCUGCAUUUUACUUGCACCACACGAUGAUGGACCGCGUGUGGUGGCUGUGGCAGAUGCAGGAUCCGGAGACACGCGUUUGGGGGGACAACAGCAUUGCCGGCACCGGGACGUUCCUCAACGACCCGGUCAGCCCAGACAUCACUAUUGAUGACUAUGUGCAGUAUGGCUAUGCUGCGGGCCCACCGAGGCAGAUCAAUGAGUUGUUGAGCACGACGGCGGGGCCAUUCUGCUAUGUCUAUGAGUAA